AAGACUUUGAUCAUCCCUCGGCUGUUUUUAGAGGGUGCCCGUAUUAAAGCAGUGAUGGAUGGGCCAGUGGUAUCCAAUAUUGAUAAGAUUGGAGCUGAUCAUGUCCAGAGUCUAUUACUGAAACAUUGUGCAAGUGUGGUUGCUAAAACUAGGCCGGCCCCAGAUCUGGUGGAGCAAUACAAAGCAGAUUAUGGUUAUCUGGGCACUAUGCUUUGUUCACAUGUGGUGAAGGCACGUGCACAGGCUGCCUUUCAGGCCCAAACUGUUAACAGAACCACACUCACUAUCACACAGCCACGUCCGACUUUGACAAUGUCUCAGAGUGGAUUGUCAACAUCAGGUGGUUCACGUACACCCAGCAUAAUUAAAGUACCCAGUUCACUUACCCUCAUGUCUACUCGACCUGGAACACCCACUCAGCCAUCACCCCCAGCAACAAAGUAUAUUGUUAUGGCAACAAGUGCAGGGGCUGCAUCCACACAGCAGGUAAUCACUCUCAGCUCCUCUCAGUCUGGAUCCCCUGUCACAAGUACGGUCACCAGCACACCAGCAAGUCUACAGCCACUUGUCAAACUGGAGUCUGGAAAUCCAGGUGCUGUGGGCAGCUCACGCCCAAUCCAGAAAUAUAUUGUGGUGUCUUUGCCUUCAUCCUCUUCAUCAAUGGAUAGUAAGGGCUCAGGUGUCCUUUCCUCUUCUACCUCACCUAUAAGCAUGGAGUCUGCAGUCAAGCUGGAAUGUUCAGAAUCACCAGCCACAGGCACACAAUUGCCACAUUGACACUCUCGCUCUUGCUUAUGCCAUCAGGGUACAGAUCAACAAUAAAUGUAGCUUGAGGCUUAUCAAAGUGCUUAAAAACAAACAUACACACAGAUACACAAAUACAUGUCACAAACACACAAUACAGUUGUGGCUGCAAGCACAUAGAGGCUGUUACAGUGACAUCUAUACACACAAACAUGUUAAGGAACCUUUAUUGUGAUUUGAGAUGAAAGCACACGACUGGGUUCUGCUUUUGAGCUCCUAGCUUUAGCUGUAGUUUAGCUGUCUUUCAUGUACAUGAGGAUAUAUUUGCAUAUGUAACAAGAGAAAGAAUGAUAGAUGUGGAUUCUCUGGGUAGGAGUCAAUGGGUCCACCAUUAAAUUACAAUGUGUUUGAUAAUUGGGCAUUUGUUGGGUUUAACAAUUUAAUUGAUUUACAGUUUCAAGUUUAUUAUUAUCUUCUAUAAUAAAGAUGGUUUUAAAAUGUG
Messenger RNA from Danio aesculapii, 1246 nucleotides. RefSeq names its product transcription initiation factor TFIID subunit 6-like. NCBI's taxonomy places the organism in Eukaryota, Metazoa, Chordata, Actinopteri, Cypriniformes, Danionidae. The record is from RefSeq and is a predicted model, not a curated record. Bases 55 to 777 code for a protein of 240 amino acids. The transcript has 4 exons.